Messenger RNA from Dioscorea cayenensis subsp. rotundata (Guinea yam), 981 nucleotides. Its product is annotated as cinnamoyl-CoA reductase 1-like. Gene Ontology annotation, molecular function: oxidoreductase activity, acting on the CH-OH group of donors, NAD or NADP as acceptor. The transcript has 6 exons. The coding region runs from base 1 to 981 and encodes 326 amino acids. NCBI's taxonomy places the organism in Eukaryota, Viridiplantae, Streptophyta, Magnoliopsida, Dioscoreales, Dioscoreaceae. The record is from RefSeq and is a predicted model, not a curated record.
AUGGUUCGUGUGACUGGUACCGGCGGGUUCAUCGGGUCAUGGCUUGUGCUUAUACUUCUCAAGGGAUACAACGUUAGAGGAACAGUCCGAAACAUAGAGGAUCCGAAGAACUUGCACUUGAAAGGAUUGGAAGGAGCUGAGGAAAGACUGAUAUUGUACAAAGCUGAUGUGUUGGACUAUGAAAGCAUUUGUUUGGCAUUCGACGGUUGUGAUGGCAUCUUCCAUGUUGCUUCUCCGGUGACCAAUGAUCCGGAGAAGGUGAAAUUAGCGGUGGCAGGCACAAUGAAUGCAAUUAAUGCGGCAGCGAAAGCCGGUGUUCGUCGAUUUGUAUUCACUUCUUCAAUUGGAGCUGUUUACAUGAACCCUAACAGAAGCUCAGACACUGCUUUGGAUGAAAAUUGCUGGAGUGAUCUUGAUUACUGCAAGAAAACAGACAAUUGGUAUUGCUAUGCAAAAAUGGUGGCAGAGCUUGUGGCAGUGGACUUGGCCAAGAAAAGAGGGUUGGAUUUAAUUGUGGUCGUACCUCCAGUGAUAGUGGGACCAAUGUUACAACCCACACUAAAUGCAAGUUGCUUUAGGGUCCUCACAUAUAUGAGAGAGACCAAGAAGGCAUACCCUAAUGCAGUCAUGGCCCUAGUUGUUGUUAGAGAUGUUGCUCAAGCUCACGUGCUUGUUUAUGAAAACCCUAAUGCUUCUGGCAGAUAUUUUUGUAUAGCGACGGUGAUUCAUCGAGCUCAGUUUGUUGGAAUGCUUUCGGAGAUGUUUCCAGAAUAUAUCCCUGUUCCUUCUCAGUGUGAAGAUAAGGUAAACCCAAGGGCUAAGCCUUACAAAUUUUCAAACCAAAGACUCCAGGAACUUGGACUAGAGUAUACUCCAAUAAAGAAAAGCCUAUAUGAAACAGUGAAGAGCUUGAAAGAGAAUGGCCACCUCCCUCCUCCCCACGUCUUCUUUGCGCCAUCAAGAAUUACAGCUUCUCUUUAA